CGGCUGCAGCCUUUUCUGCUUCCUCAGCAGCCUUUCUCUCCCUAAAGUCAACGACUGUGAGGUAGAUCACCCCUGCACUGAACAAGACGAGUGCCACGCCUGCGGCCACAACGAGCACAGAGAUAAGAUCAUUUGUCAAAACUUCGGAGCCGCUCAACUCUACUGGUUCUGCACCUGCCCGCCGCUCCCACAACAGGGUUGUCCCGGCGAGGAAAAGCGAACACCAUCUUGCAGACGGCGAAGAACCAAAAGGAGUGCCGAGUUCUGUUUGCUUCGAGUUCUCUCCGUGAGAUGGCGCCAUUGACUGGACGACCGGCAUUGUGGGCUCUGUCGCAACCUCGCCUGUGUGCACGCUUGACAACAAAAUGGCUUCUGCAGGAACUUGGUCCGCAAACAGGUCGGAAUGCAUUGUGCAUAUAUGCUGCGACAUGCGCCGGCGCAUCGUCAAGGCCAAAGAGUCGUGUUGCCUUUGCGUAGAGCCCAACGCGCUAUCUUGCCAUCGUAUCAUUCCAGAGCACACAGCUGUGCUCAAACAGUUCUUCGCUUCGACAUGGUGGAAGGGGUGGCUUGAGGUUGAAACCUGUCGGUGGUGGUCCCGCCGUGCCACGACCGGUAGUACAACAGUGGACACGGAAGUGGAAUAAACCGGUUCCAAACUGAUUCUCGUGGACAUCGACAUUGUGGCUGCGGCCUCUGCUGCCUCUGCUGCGGCCACUGCUGCCGUUGCAGCUGGCUUGCUGCCGCCUCUGCUGUGGCUGCUUCCGUUGCCGCCUCCUCCUCUGCCCUGCUGCUGCCUUCGCUGGUGCCUCUGCCGGUACCACUGCUGCUGCCUCUCUGCUGCUAAUGACACUGCUAUUGAGGGCCUCCUCGCCAAUGGGCGCGUAACGUUGCAACACUUCCUUCCCUUUCACCCACGGAGGGAACAGUAGAAACUUCCCACGUGCACCGUUGUUCCCUAAAUAGCCGUGGGGGGUACCUCUGCUGCUGCCUGUCCUGCUUCCUCUCUGCUGCUAAAGACACUGCUAUUGAGCGCUUCCUCUCCUAUGGUAGAAACAUUGUGACACUUCCUUCCCUUUCACCCACAGAAGGGAACAGUACAAAUUUACGAUGUGCACUGUUGUUCCCUAAAUAGCAGUAAGACACUGUUUUCCCUCAAUCUCGCAGUACUGUGCCCAGAUAACAACAUUGACUGAAAGUCUGAAACAGAUUACAGUUUCUGACGCCUCGUUCCCAUUUCCAAUAGGUUACCGUUGUAUCACCAGGACCAAGCCAGCAUUCUUCAUUCGCCCUGUUCGUGUACAAAUCACUGUGCGCAACAUGAAAAAUCCUCGUGAAAACUCAGCGAUCUGCCCAAUGGUUUGUGUGUCCCUAGUGCACAACAACUUUGCAAAUGACUGCCAGAGACCCAGACCCUUCCAACACUCUGUCCUCUUGUGUGCCUCUGGUUGCUGCCUCCCCAACCUUCCUCAAGUGGGCCCUAGCAUUCUACACACCAGAAAAGCCCAAACUAGACAGCUCUGCUUGCGACAACAGUAUGUGAUGCAGUUCUAAAGAAGGAAAAGGCAAAAAGGACAAAUUAUGGCUCACCACACAUCUGAUGAUCCUCCUUGCUCAGUAUCAAUCUAACCAGGAAAUGCAAGCACUCACACAUGCAUCUGAGCAAUCGAGAAUGCAGUCCAAGAUUCAAACCUGUACCUUAACAUGGAAAGAGACCUCCAGCUACCACCCCGCUUGGAACCCGACACCCAUCAGACGAUGCCUGGAGAUACGGAGAGCAGUGGAGACGAGUGAGCGAGCUGGUGACCCAGUAAAGCAUCUAAGCAACUAUCCCUCUUCGUAUAGAAAGUCAACGAAUCGAGGAGGAGCAGCAGGAGGCGCAGCAGCAGCAGGAGGAACAGGAGGAGGGGAAGGGCGAGAAGGGGGAGGAGGUGGAGGAGGAGAUGGAGGAGGAGCAGCAGGAGGAGCAGCAGCAGCAGCAGGAGGAGCAGGAGCAGCAGGAGGAGGGGAAGGACGAGGAGGAGGAGGACGUGGGAGAGAGGAGGAGGAGGAGGAGGAGGAGACGCCGAAGUAGAAGAAGAUGAUGAUAAGGAAGAUGAGGAAGAAAAGAGGGGCAUGAAUCAUGCGCCAAGGACAGAAAAUAGAAACACGAAAAAUGUGAUGGCCCACGAAGAUGAAGACGGUAUUUCUCACCUUCCUAUAAACGACUUCAAGUGAAGGUUUGGCACCCACACGUGGCAAGCGCUACGGUAGCCACAGACGAUCAACGUGACGUGGCGAACGUCAUCCACAUUCGCGUGAGAUGCCUGACCACGUGAACAUUAUCUACGAAGAGCGUGACGUGGCGUUACGUGUUCAGAACGACGUGACGUGGCGCUACGUUAUCCAGAUUGACGUGACGUGGCGUUGCAUUAUCCAGAUCGACGUGACGUGGCGAACGGUCCAAAAUUCCUGAACGGCUCGAUUUACGAUACCGACACAGGGGGACGUGACGCUUGGGGGAGGGCAAGCCUACAAAAUGAAGCCAGAGAAAUAGA
Messenger RNA from Chara braunii, 2534 nucleotides. The record is from the annotation of a GenBank genome assembly. NCBI's taxonomy places the organism in Eukaryota, Viridiplantae, Streptophyta, Charophyceae, Charales, Characeae.